ACUAUGAUCCAGAAAUUCAAAAUGAAGGAAGAGUUGUCUCGUUCAAGUUCAAAACCCGUCGUAAUUAGACAAGUAUGGGCACACAACCUAGAAGAUGAAUUCGAUCGCAUACGUAAAGCCGUUGUUGAUGGAUAUCGUAUGGUGUCAAUGGACACUGAAUUUCCUGGAGUUGUUUAUCCACCCAAAGUCGAUAGCCAUCACCUCCGACCUUCCGACAUUUAUGGUUACUUGAAGGUUAAUGUCGACGCUCUCAAACUCAUUCAGUUGGGUCUCACCUUAUCGGAUGCAAGUGGCAACCUACCUUUUGAAGCCGAUAACUGCUACAUUUGGGAGUUCAAUUUUUGCGAUUUUGACGUCCGGCGUGACCCCCACAACAAAGAUUCCAUUGAUCUUCUCCGACGCCAAGGUAUCGAUUUCAACUGCAAUGUCAUUCACGGUGUGAAUUCGUUCAACUUUUCUGAGUUGAUGAAGAGUUCUGGACUUGUCCACAAUAAAGCAGUGACGUGGGUGACAUUUCACGGCAUCUACGAUUUUGGAUAUCUUGUGAAGAUACUAAAACAGAGUAAUCUUCCGGAUAGCUUGGAAGGAUUUUUGUAUGUAAUGAGAGACAUAUUUGGAACGAGUGUCUACGAUAUGAAAUAUAUGAUCCAACAUUGCAAUGGACUAUACGGUGGUCUCGAACGUGUUGCAAGUAUUCUUAAAGUUGGUCGGAUUGCCGGAAAGUCACAUCAAGCUGCAUCUGAUAGUUUGUUGACGUGGCAGGCGUUUCAAAAGAUGAAACUCAUGUAUUUCAGCAACAAUGAAGUUAAAAAUCAUGCUGGAAUGAUUUUUGGAUUAGAAGUUACGUCUUACUAA
Trifolium pratense (red clover) is the source of this 855-nucleotide messenger RNA. RefSeq names its product probable CCR4-associated factor 1 homolog 11. Gene Ontology annotation, cellular component: CCR4-NOT core complex; P-body; CCR4-NOT complex. The transcript has a single exon. The record is from RefSeq and is a predicted model, not a curated record. The coding region runs from base 4 to 855 and encodes 283 amino acids. Lineage: Eukaryota; Viridiplantae; Streptophyta; Magnoliopsida; Fabales; Fabaceae. Gene Ontology annotation, molecular function: poly(A)-specific ribonuclease activity; nucleic acid binding.